Molecule: messenger RNA, 1256 nt
Organism: Ruditapes philippinarum (Manila clam)
Lineage: Eukaryota; Metazoa; Mollusca; Bivalvia; Venerida; Veneridae
Product: synaptonemal complex protein 3-like
Exons: 8
Coding region: 79-771 (230 amino acids)
Biological process (GO): spermatid development; meiotic cell cycle
Cellular component (GO): synaptonemal complex
Source: RefSeq, a predicted model, not a curated record
UUACAUUAAAUCAUAACAGCAGUCAAUGGUUGUUGUCGUCUGCAAUUACAGAGAAUUUAAGAUACCGUAACAAACAAAAUGCCGAAAAAACAGAAGGAAAAGAUAAUUGCAACAACAUCAAAGUUGGAAGAAAAUGUUUCCGGUUCUCCACAGAGUAGUUCACAGAGUAACAGUCCUCUAAGAGAAGAAACUCCAAUAAUAAGUAAAGGAAAGAAACGCACACUUGAGGGAGAUGUAGAGGACUCGGAAGAUUUUGGGCAAGGCUUACAAAAGAUGUUGGAGUGUUUUGGGAGUGAUUAUAUAAAAAACUCAUUGAUGAACAAGAAGAAGAGACUUGAACAGUUGACACAUGGUGCAUUGAAGGCUAGUAGUAAAACUGUGGAUGAUAUAUGGAGGGUUCAGAAUAAUGAAAGGUCAAGACUUCAAGAUGAGUAUUCUAAACAGGUGGGUGCUGUGUUCCAGCAGUGGGAAUCUGACCUUGAAAAGACAAAAGAACAGGAGGCCAAGCUUACUAUGUUAUACAAGCAGCAACAGAAGUUAUUUGAACAGGCACGGGCAGUACAAUGUCAAAGGUUGAAGACAAUAAAGCAGCUACAUUGUCAAUAUAUCAAGGGCCUGGAUGAUUUGGAAAAGACCCAUCACCAUCAGGCCACCAGUGCAACAGCAGAACUUAAAAAAGAAAUGAGCCUUCUGCAGAAGAAAAUACUAAUGGACACUCAACAACAGGAGAUGGCGAAUGUUAGGAAAUCACUCCAGACAAUGUUGUUCUAGUUGAUGUAAAGAAGAAUGUGUUACUCAAGUCAACCUUGCUAUCAAUUUCUUAAUUAACAUUGAAUUAUCUGUGUAUGAAAUUUAAUAGGAUGCAAUUUCUGUCUUGUCUGUUAUUCUGUACUAUGACUUUACAGGGUGGCAACAAAUAUUUUAUUACAAACUUUACACACAAAAUCUUCAAUACAAAAUAAAAUGACAAAAGCAAGAUAACAAUGUUCAAAAAUGUGUAAACUACAGCACCCAGAAAUUAAAAGUGACAGAAUACAAAUGUAAAUCAUGUGUAGUAUAUUUGUAAAUGUAUGUAUUUAUAUUGUUUUGUUGAGUAGUUUUAGGCUGUUGCUGACCUUAUUCUUAAAUUAAAAUUUGUUGUUUUAUUUACAGUUUGUUUUAGAUGUUUUGAAUUAAUAUAUAAUAUUUCAGUAGAAUGUGCAAUUUACAUAUAUGAUAAUAAUUAGGCUAAAUAUAAAUGCUUAUCAUAUUGAGAA